UAGAAAGAAGAUUUUAUAAUCCUAAAAUUUUAACAUAAAAAUAAUAUAGAUUUUUAUUACCAAAUAGAAAUGAAAUUAUUCUUUAAUAAAUUUGUGUUCGAUUCUCAAGAUUCAGACUAAAGAAAGAGUUGAAAAAAAAAAUUUAGAAUAUUAGUAUAAAAGCCGUAAAAAUGUUUUUUACGUUGAAAUUUUACUGCAAAUGGCUAUAUUUGAAAGGAAAAUUGAACGCAAAAUAAAACUAGAUGAUACUCAGUGUAUAUCUUGUUAUAUUGAAACUGCACAAACAGUUAAUAAUCACACGGAAUAUGUUAUUAGAGUUCAAAGGGGACCAGUUAAAGAGAAUUCUUGGAGAAUAUUAAGACGUUAUAAUGAAUUUGCUAAACUUAACAAAGAAUUUCAAAUAUCCGGCAUACAGUUGUCGUUUCCUGGAAAACGUAUUAUUGGUAACAUGCACCCAGAUUUUAUAGCUGAACGACGUAAAGCAUUACAAGAAUUUUUAAACGAAGUCCUAAUGAAUCCGAUAUUGGCCUCGUCGUUACCUACAAAACGGUUUGUUGACCCGGAUAGUUAUUCUCAAUCAUUUCAUGAUAAUGCCGUUCAGGGAGCAUCAUUAUGUCUUCGCACUGAUGGUCUCUAUACUCUUGGCCAAUCAAUGGGCCAAAUAGGCUGGAGAUUACGUAAACAUUAUUUUAAAGUAAGUCCAAAACCACCACAAGAAAAAUCGUCGCUUGGUAAACAUUUGGUAAAAUCAAGUUCUCAAUCAAACCAAUCUAAAAAUCAACAUCAACAAAAUACAAGCAGUCAUCAAUCGUCUACUAGUGGAAGUUGUAAUAGCAGUAGCAAUGUAACAGGUACCGGAAAUUCAUCAAACAAUGGAAUCAGUGGCACAUCUCAUUCUGGAAGUAGUAGUAAUCAGCAAACCGAAUUGGUUCUAACAUGGACUGAAUAUGGUCCUGAUAAAUAUAUGGAAGAAAAAGAAAUUCAUAGUGUUCUUAAAAGUUUAUCAUCAUUACAACAUUCAUAUAUUGAACCAAUUUUAUUUAGUGGAUGCAAUGACAGCGGUGCGCUAGUAAUUAGAAAAUUUCAUGGACAAGGAACUCUAAAGGAUCUAAUUUGCUUAUCUACACCAAAAAAAGCUUAUUUAAGUAAAUAUGGGAGUUGCAAAAAUCGUGUUGUAUUGUCAUUAAGACAAAUUGCGCUAUAUGGCUUCCAAAUUUUAGAUGCUUUAAGAUUUUUACACUCAAAAGGGAUACCAUUUGGCCAUUUGCAUACUGGAAAUAUUAUUAUUACAGAUGAUGGUGUUCGUUUAUUGGAUAUUGAAAAUUUUGUAUUAGGUGUACCAGCAUUUUAUAGGCCAUUUUUUGUUCAACAUAGCAAAAUGCAUACAAUGGAAAAUAUAGAUGUUUAUUGUUUUGGGCAUGUUUUAUUUGAAAUGUGUAUGGGCUAUCCAAUGCAAGAGUCAAUAAUGCGUCAACCACUUGAUAUUCCAGAACCAUUAAAACAACUUCUUGAAUCAUUGUUAUCGAAAGAGGCUUGUAAAAAUAUGUUGCCAACCCUUGAACAAUUGGCUGAACAUAAAUUUUUUAAGGAAUAUUCUAGUCCGGAUGAAACUUUAGUUAAUACUAAAGGACAUUUAAAAUUAUCAACAAAUGCCAAAGAACAACUCAAAAUUGCUAUACAAAAAACUGAACAACGUUUACAAAAUGAACAAAAAUCUGUUAAAAAUCAGAAACGUUUAGUUCGUGUCCAAGAAUUAAUGAGUUCUGAAGAAGAAAAAAAGAAAUCAAAACAUAAAAUGAAAGUGGAACAAAAACAAUCAAAACUAAAACAACAAACUUCAUUACAAACACAAAAUGGACCAUCUUUGUCAUUAGCAUCUACAUCAUCAUCAUUUGCUAGUCCUACCAAUGAACCAGAAAUAACAACGCCUAAAUCAUCAACAUUAAAUAAAUCAGAAAGUAUUUUUAGUCAAAGUACAUCUCAAGAAACUCCAUUAUCACCACCUUCAUCUCAAGCUUCAUCUCAACUGUCUCCGCCACCACCACCACCAGCGCUUCCAAUUGAUAUUCCGACUAUAGCAAAAUCAGCCGAAUCAAUAGUUGAAAAUAAUAAAGAACGUUCUGCAUUACUUGAAUCAAUAUGCAGAUUUAAUAGAAGCUCUUUGCGUAAAGUUAAAUCUAACGAUGAAUAACUAAAAUAUUUUAAAACACAAUACAAAUAUCAAAAUAAAUAACAAAUAUUAUUAUUGCAACAAAAAUAAAAAAAUUUCAUACAAUUUCUUAUAUAACAAAAAAAAAGUAAAAAAUAGAGUAAUAAUAAAUAAAAAAAAAAAUUUAAUAUAAAUACAAAAAAGAUUUUUGGACCAAAAAGACUCGUAACAUGUGUGGUUAAAAUUAAAUACAUAGACAUUUAAAUAACACUAUAAAUUAUAUUUCAAUAGCUAUAACAUGAAUUGUAGAAUAAAAACAUUAUAAAAUAAUUAAAAGUAAUUAAAUGUAUAUCAAUGUAUAGACUAAAAUUUAAAAUAGUAAUUUAUUAAUAUAUAAUACUUAAUAUUUAGUAAUUUUUAAUAUUCCCAACAACACUUUGUUGUACUGUAGUUGAAAAGAAAAAAAAAAACUAAGAAAUACGCAAUUUUUGUUUUUUUAAAUAUAAAAUUUA
This is a messenger RNA of Condylostylus longicornis, 2661 nucleotides long. Its product is annotated as PX domain-containing protein kinase-like protein. Gene Ontology annotation, molecular function: ATP binding; phosphatidylinositol binding; protein kinase activity. Gene Ontology annotation, cellular component: extrinsic component of endosome membrane; early endosome; late endosome. Gene Ontology annotation, biological process: endosome to lysosome transport; early endosome to late endosome transport; protein phosphorylation. The coding region runs from base 200 to 2191 and encodes 663 amino acids. The transcript has 8 exons. The record is from RefSeq and is a predicted model, not a curated record. Lineage: Eukaryota; Metazoa; Arthropoda; Insecta; Diptera; Dolichopodidae.